Drosophila serrata is the source of this 2358-nucleotide messenger RNA. Its product is annotated as ATP-binding cassette subfamily G member 4. The record is from RefSeq and is a predicted model, not a curated record. Lineage: Eukaryota; Metazoa; Arthropoda; Insecta; Diptera; Drosophilidae. Gene Ontology annotation, cellular component: plasma membrane. Gene Ontology annotation, molecular function: ATP hydrolysis activity; ABC-type transporter activity; ATP binding. Gene Ontology annotation, biological process: transmembrane transport.
AUCAACGGAAUAUGAACGGAAAUCUCUCACUGUCGCUCGGUUAAUGUGCUCAUAACUCCAAAUCUUAAUUGAAGGAGGCGAUAAAAAAUAAAAGUAAACAAAACGGUCCGGCCAAGUGUCAUACAAAAUCAAUUUAUGCACUGACCUCGGACAAGAUCCCGCGUCGCACUAGCAUUUUUUUUGCACUAUAUGUAUAUAGUUUGUUACUAUAGUAAAUUUGCGAGAGUUGCAGUGCAACAUGUUCGGUUGGAUUGAACGACCUUGAUCCGAUCCAGUAACACCUUAAGCGAUAAGAUUAUCCGCCAUCUCCUCAAGCGGUCAUUCCAACGAUAAGUGAAUGCUCCGAUAUGCGCGAUUCCCUGUGCACUUAAUAAGAGUUGGGGCCAUUGCCAGUUCACUUCACUGGUUUGUUGACCGGCUUAAUGUUCGGUUGUUCGGCUAUUUUGGAUCGUAAACAAUCACCACCCGCCACCCAUCCAAUGGCCGAUAACGGAGUACAAAGGCCAAAUGGCUUGAUCUCGAAGCAGCAAGCUCUGGAGUUGCAUUUUAGCCAGGUUAGCUACAGCCUAAGUGGAUCGAUAAAGGGCUCUGGCCAAAUACUUAACGAGGCUACCGGUGUCUUCAAAUCGACGACUGACUGCGAUUUUGGGCCCUCGGGAGCUGGGAAAUCCACGCUGCUAAAUGCUCUUGCCGGUUUUAAACUUCGAGGCGUUUCAGGACAGAUCCUUUUAAAUGGACGUCCCCGGGAUAUGUCGACAUUUCGGAAAAUGUCCGCCUAUAUUGCCCAGGACUUUGUGAUGCUAAACCUUCUAACUGUCGAAGAGACCCUGCGUAUCUCAGUUAAUUUAAAGAUGCCCAGCUCCACGCCAUCCCAAGAAAAGCAAAGAAUUAUAGAUGAAAUUGUGGACAUUCUGCAGUUACAAUCCUGUCGUCGGACCUUGGUGAAGAGUUUAUCUGGGGGCGAGCACAAGCGGCUUUCCAUUGGAAUUGAGCUGGUGACGAAUCCACCCAUUAUGUUCUUUGAUGAGCCAACGAGUGGACUGGAUUGUGUGGCCAGUUACCAGGUGAUCUGCCACCUGCAGCGACUAGCCCAUGACGGGAUAGUAGUGUGUGUGGUUCACCAACCAGGAUCGCGACUCUUUCAGUUGUUCGAUGAUGUCGUGGUCCUGGCCCACGGCGAGGUCCUUUAUGCCGGCGAGCAGCGGGAAAUGUUGAAUAGCUUUGCCAGUUCCGGUUUCGUCUGUCCACAGUACUAUAAUCCAGCAGAUUUUGCCCUUGAAGUGUGCAGUCAGUCCUCCAGCGUUGAGCGUUGUGAAUCGUUGAUUACUCAAAAUAAGGAGUACCACUGCAACACCAGCAACGUGGUGAAGCUCCAGGUCGAUGAAGAGACAGCGCUUAUUAAUUUCCACCGGGAAUCCUGUGAUUCUCACCUGCGCGGCAAGGAGCAGGUGGGCUUCUGGGUCCAGCUUCGCGUGCUCCUUUCUCGACACUUGAGGUCCAUGUCCAGGGAUUUGUUUGCCGUCCAGAUGCGUCUCUUAAUGCACGUGGUGGUGGCCCUGCUUCUGGGCGUGGUGUACUGGCAAAUAGGAGCCGAUGCCGAGAAAAUUGUGUCCAACGUGUCCUGCCUUUUCUUUGUGAUCCUGUUCGUAUUUGCCGGCAAUGCUAUGCCCUCGAUCCUGCUCUGCAUGCAGGAUUCGGCGGUGUUCCUCAGGGAGUACUACAACGGCUGGUACUCCUUGGGGGCCUACUAUCUGUCCAAGGUUCUGGCGGAUCUGCCCUUGCAACUCACUUGCCCCACGUUAUUCAUUAGCAUAGGAUACUUUAUGACGGGUCAGCCUUCGGAGCUCCAUCGCUUUGCCAUGUGCUGGGUCAUCUGUGUGCUGACAGCAUUUAUUGGCCACUUUAUUGGAGUGAUUGCAGGAUCACUAUUCUCCAUGCAGCUGGCUAUAUUCCUGGUGCCGAGUGCCACGAUACCGUUUCUGCUUUUCUCUGGGUUUUUCAUUCGCUUAAACGAACUCUCCUGGUUCCUGCGUCCCAUCUGUGAUGUGUCCUUCUUCCGCUACGUCUUCGAGGGUCUGCUGAGAGCCAUCUAUGGAUACGAUCGCGGAGAGCUGGAGUGCUAUGCUGCUAUGAAUUAUUGUUAUUACAAGACGGGGGAGCAAUUUCUCAAGGACUUUCAAAUGCAAGGCGAUGCUUUUGAAUGGGAUUUGGCUGUCCUGGGAAUGUUUAUGAUGCUUUUACUUCUCGCUUUCUUCUUGACCCUCAGCUUGGUCAUCCGUCGAGCUCUUAGGUGAUACUUGAAGUUUAUUUUGUUGGGUCUUAAAAAUAGUUUAAUAAAGGUUUAAUAUUUAAAAGCUA